Rotaria sordida is the source of this 1560-nucleotide messenger RNA. NCBI's taxonomy places the organism in Eukaryota, Metazoa, Rotifera, Eurotatoria, Philodinida, Philodinidae. The record is from the annotation of a GenBank genome assembly.
AUGGAUUUAAAUCUAACAAAUCUUAUUCAUGGAUGUUUUAAUGAUGGUCAAGAUUAUCAAUCUAGUUCAACAAGUAUACCAAUAGUAAAACUUCGUUUUUCUCUAUAUAUUACAAUUCUUGUAUAUGUUAUUUAUUUAUUACCAUUUUGUUUUGGUGUAUUUGGUAAUAUAAGUGUAUGUCUUAUAUUUUUUCAACAAAGAAAAUUACGUUCAAUAACGAAUACAUUUUUAAUGAAUUUAUGUUUAAAUGAUUUAAUUGUUUUAUGUGUUUCAAUUCCAAUGACAUUAUCUGCUGCUUUACUUGAACAUUGGGUAUUUGGUUCAUUUCUUUGUAAAUUUGUUAAUUUUACUCCAACAUUAACAGCACUUGUAUCAACAUUUACUGUUGCUGUUAUAGCUGUUGAACGUUGGUUUUUUAUUGUUAAUAAACAAAAAUUUCAUCGUCAUUGUACAAUUUUAACAUUAAUUUUACUUUGGCUUGUAUCAAUAUUUAUUGCAUUACCAGAAUUUAUUUCACGAGAAAUACAAGAAUUUAAUCGACCAAUAAUUGUACCAUAUAUGUUUAAUAAUUAUUCAUUAUUAUUAUUAUCAUCAUCAAAAAUAAAUAAUAAUAAUAAUAAUAUAACAAAUAUUUCAUUUGAUUAUAAUAAAAUAAAACAACCAUGUCAAAUGAAAAAAAUUUUUUAUUGUGUAUUAGAACCAGAUUUACAUAUGAGAGUAUUUUCUUAUUUUGUUAUUACUGUACAAUAUUUAGUACCAUUUUUAUUUGUAUCUGUAAGUUGUUAUUCAAUAAGUCGUUUUCUUAAAAAACGAAUGAAACGAAUGUGUGCAUAUGAAACACAUCAUUAUCCAAAGAAAACAAAAAAAAAUAAAUUAAAUAAAUAUAUAAAAACAAAAUCAUUAAAUAUGACAUAUGAAAUAACAGAACAAGAUGAAUUACCACAAAAUUGUAAUGAUACAUCAUCAACAACAAUUUCAAAUGAUGAUAAACCUAAUCAUUUAUUACCUUAUUCUCGUCAAAUAUCAAAUAAUCGUGAAAAACAAAAUGAUCGAAAUUCAUUUCAAUUAACUGAACAACAACAUUAUUUACAAAGUCAAUCACAUACAAAAAGACGUUUUCAUCGUAGUAGAAAAUUACUUAUAUGUAUAGCUGCUUUAUUUACUAUAUCAUGGUUACCAUUAACAAUUGUUCAAUUAUAUUUAGAACAUAAUGAAGAAAUUUUAUAUACACGUGAUGGAGCAAAUUUUGUUUAUGGAUUUUUACUUAUACCUAGUUAUUUAAUAUCAUCAUUAUCAGCAUGGUUUAAUCCAGUUAUUUAUAAUUAUAUUAAUCGAAGUUUUCGACGUGAAUUUUAUUCACUUUAUUCAUGUUUUUUUAAAGUAUCAUCAUCAAAUUCUCGAAAAGAAUUAACUGGAAUGAUAUCAACAAGACAUCGACAAGAUAUAUCACAUAUUAAUGAAUCUAAUAUAUCAUCAGUAAAUCAUUCAAUAUCAAAACAAGGAACUCAUGUUGUUGGUUUUCUUAAUGAAAAACUAAUAUUAAUGCCGAAAAGAAAUUGA